AUGUCUUCCGAGGACGAUCUCCGCUCUUUCAUUCGUACCUGGGAUGACGGCAAUGGCUCAGCCACUGACGACGACGACGAUUUCGAACGCUCCACCAACCGCCACCGACUCCGCAGCACUGCUAACCUCACCAAGGACGACAUUCAAGAGCUCGGCUUGCCGGAUGAUCACAACGACGGUAGCUCUGCGAUCAAGUCCAAAGAUGAGUCGCCCAAAGAUAAGUCGCGUAUACGUGUACGCCGUAUGAUGGAAGAGAAAAUCGAUCCCACCAAGAUGACCAAGAUCGAGUGGACCAGCGUUUGGGCUGCUUAUACUGAAGCUUGGACCGACCCCGAGUUCGAGUUUGUCUUAGAACACACCUCUCCAAAAGCCCCCAAGGGUAUGGAGAAUUUGCUACCCCGACAGCCCAUUCCACAUCCGUGGAAGUCUCCUGCUGCGUUAGUCGAGGCGGCAGCCGAGUAUCGCGACCUUUUCGGUUACACUCCGCCUGCCGAGAAGAAGAAAACUCUCCAGAAGACGACCACAGCCCAGGUUACAGCCGCCUUAGCUGAGAAGAACAAGCAGAAGCUCGCCCAAGCCAACUCCGUCCAGAAGACUCAUACCGUGCCCAUCCAGAGCAAGACCCUCUUAACUAAGAAGAACAAGCAAACCCACUAUCUCACUCCCGCCCCCGCCGCGAAGAAGGGAGUCGACUUUAUCUAG
Molecule: messenger RNA, 702 nt
Organism: Zymoseptoria tritici IPO323
Lineage: Eukaryota; Fungi; Ascomycota; Dothideomycetes; Mycosphaerellales; Mycosphaerellaceae
Exons: 4
Coding region: 1-702 (233 amino acids)
Source: RefSeq, a predicted model, not a curated record